AUGGAGCCAGUGCAGAAUGGCGAGUCUAGCCGGUCGCCUGCGCGGAGGUCGACGUCUCCUCGAAGGCUUCUUCAAGCAGAGCAUAGUCACGGAGCUGCCGGCUCAACCGGAGGCGGAGAUGGACAGGGACAAGGGCAAGAAGCAGACCGGUCCGAGACGCAGCUCGGCGCGGAUGGCAUAGCUAAGAGUCGCUUGAUACUACCCGAGUGGGACAUCCCACCGCCCAAACCCCUCCAUCCUUCACAUGAUCUCAUAUCCCUCCUCUCCCUCGCCUCCCUGUAUAAUACCUACGUCCGCCCAUACGCAUCAGGCAUUGACGAAGAACCGAACCCCGGCGGAGCUGGAGAUGUGGAUGAGGAUGGGGAUGUACCGAUGUCUGCUGGGCUCGGCGGACAAGGCAAGAAACGGGGCGCUGGAGGUGGAGCAGUGAGGAAGCUAGAGAGGGGGUAUAUGGGUCUGUUGGAUGACUGUAUCGAUCCGGUCCCAAAUGGCAAUAAAGCAGCACCGAGUCUCGUCCCUCUGAUCCAGGAUCUCACAUAUCAGCCGUCAGGUCCACCUCCGGAGCUCUGGGAUGGACCGAUAGAGGUCUGGCCGGUGGAUAAGUGGAGCGUCGCCCGCUUAGAGGUGGGAAGUCAGUCUGGUUACAAAGGUGGUGAGAAGGAGGGUGUCCGAAAGGCAGAGGAGAAACGCCGGCGUAAACGAGAAGCCAAAGCCAAAGCUCUUCUUCCCACCCCACUCGUCCUGCCAAGCGAUACGUCCAACCCGCUCACCCCCAAUCCGAUGUCUGCGCCCGGUACACCUCUUCUGCCUGUCGCCCCUCCAUCCCGAGCCGGGAUGAACGGCUUUGCUCAUCGCCGCCAAGAUAGCACAUCGGGAAUUGGGACGUCCCGACCUCCUCCAUUGAAUCCUGCGCGAGCCAGCUAUGGGCCAGGCGGUCCGUCCUCUGCUCAAGGAUCAGGCUCUGCGGGGUUCAGGCCUGCCGGUGCUGCUAGUCGGCCCGGUACGCCUUCUUGGGCUGGUACAGCGGGACAGAAGACACCGGGAUCGGCCCAGCCUGGAGGUGUGAAGCGGGUGUAUGAGGGUCAGGGGGCCGGCAUGAGCAAGAAGGCUAAAGUUGCUGGGACGAGGAGUGCGAGCCCGAUGCCCACGUCCGGGCUCGCCAAAGGGACUGGACUGCCGGCGCAGGGGCAAGCGCAAACGAAGGGGCAGACUAGGCCAGGUCUGGGGAAAGGGCCAAGAGCGAGGACAGAGGGGAUGUGA
Messenger RNA from Dioszegia hungarica, 1260 nucleotides. RefSeq lists its product as uncharacterized. The coding region runs from base 1 to 1260 and encodes 419 amino acids. The record is from RefSeq and is a predicted model, not a curated record. The transcript has 5 exons. NCBI's taxonomy places the organism in Eukaryota, Fungi, Basidiomycota, Tremellomycetes, Tremellales, Bulleribasidiaceae.